GGAGAGAAGUAUGACAAUGUGGCUCGUGCUGGCGUUGCUUGCGGCGGCAGCUGCUGCACCACAGGGAGUAGACAGGAUUGUCGGGGGAUACGAGUGCAGCCCCCAUUCACAGCCCUGGCAGGUCUCCCUUAAUGUCGGGUACCAUUUCUGUGGAGGAUCCCUCAUCACGGACCAGUGGGUGGUGUCAGCUGCCCACUGCUGGUACUACCCCGACUCCAUGCAGGUGAUCCUGGGAGACCACAACAUCCAGGUCUUUGAACACACCGAGCACCUGAUGCGCAUCGAGACCAUUGUGUGGCACCCCAGCUAUGACUACCAGACACUGGACCACGACAUCAUGCUCAUCAAGUUGGCUCACCCUGUCCGGACGGACGCCUAUGUCCAGCCCGUUUCCCUGCCGACCGCCUGCCCAGCUGCCGGCACUUCCUGUGUGGUGUCGGGAUGGGGCAAUAUCCUCAGUGACGGUGUGUUCAGCCCCUACAACCUGCAGUGCGUCAACAUCCCCAUUCUCAGCAACGCAGAGUGCGAGGGCUCCUACCCCGGGAUGAUCACCAGCACCAUGCUGUGCGCUGGCUACCUGGAGGGAGGCAAGGAUGCAUGCCAGGGAGACUCUGGUGGUCCACUGGUCUGCAAUGGGGAGCUGCAGGGCAUUGUGUCCUGGGGGGUCGGCUGUGCCCAGAAGGACCAACCCGGAGUCUACACCAAAGUCUGCUCCCUGCUGCCCUGGAUCAAGAGCACCAUGGCUGCCAACUAGUUCAGACAGAAUGUGUCACGUCUGGGAACAUGUAGACUCUCACCACUCCGCUGGACCCAGACAAGGGGAAGAGGGAGGCCAUCUCGGUGAGGAUUGGUGAUGCAUAGCCAGAGCAAGUGCAAGAGACCGUAAUAAA
Chrysemys picta bellii (western painted turtle) is the source of this 890-nucleotide messenger RNA. Its product is annotated as serine protease 1-like. The record is from RefSeq and is a predicted model, not a curated record. Gene Ontology annotation, biological process: proteolysis. Lineage: Eukaryota; Metazoa; Chordata; Testudines; Emydidae. Gene Ontology annotation, molecular function: serine-type endopeptidase activity.